UUAUAAAACAAAACAACUUUCACUUAACUGAGGAAUUGAGUUAGUAUACUUGGUGCACUUGCCGACAUAUGUUUCGUGCACGGAUGCGUAUGGAAACUCAAGCGAUGUAAGUGCCACUGGUUUAUAGGUCCCUUGGUUUUCCUGUACGAUUUUCACCGGCAGCGUCACAAAUUUCCCAGAGUUCGUAGAAGUAACUUGUAUUGUCAUUGUAUCGUUUAUUUCGUCAAGUGAAGUGUUAAUAAUAAUGAGUGCUGUAGAUCAAAUUUUAAAUUACCAGCGCAGUGAGGAUGAGGAUUUUUACGCAAUUUUAGGAUGUGACGAGAAUUCUACGGUAGAUCAAAUUACGGCCGAAUAUAAAGUUCGUGCGCUACAAUAUCAUCCCGACAAAAAUGAAGGGAACAAGGAAGCCGAGGAAAAAUUUCAAAAAUUGCAAGAAGCUAAAGACACUCUCUGUGAUCCUUCGAAGAAGCUGAAUUACGACAAAUGGAGGAACAGCGGAAUUUCUAUCAGCUAUAAACAAUGGUUAGGAAUGAAAGAGCACGUUCAUCAGUCUAUGCAUUGGAGCACGCCAAAGACCAAGGAUCGUAUGUUACCAGAUUCAGGUGGAUCUUCUGGCCCAUCCAGUUUGGGAACCGGCAUAAGUCCCGCGCAUCGUCGAGCUUCUGAAGGGGGUGCUAAUUUACAUUACGGCGGCCGAACCUCCGCAUGGGGUAAUGAAGCGCCAAGUGAGAUCGUUAACAAGUUCAGAAAUUACGAAAUUUAAUUCACCUCCUUUAGUCAAUUAUACUAUAACUACACGUCCAUUUUGUCUAAAUGUGUGUACCCGUAUUUAUAUUAAGUGGUCUUAUACUACCUAAUUCUUGUUUAUAUAAAUUCAUUUAUUGUAUUUUUCUAAAGAAAAAUACCGUUAAACAAUGCAGGGUCGAAGUGGACCACAUAUAUGAAUAGAUGAUACAAAUGGUAAUUAUGCCUACUUAUAAGAAAUUAACAAAAUUGAAAUUUAUCAUAUUAUUAUUAUAUGAAUAUUACAAGAAUUGGAAAGAUAAUAUACUUUUAUAUUGUUCUGUUUUGUAGUACCUAUCUACAACUAUAUUUAUUGCGUUGGAUAAUGUUUAAGUAGUUUCUAGUUGUUCCCCCCUCUGAUAAAUGUUAAUUUGUUAGCUUAAAUGGUAUUGGUCUUCUGUGUUAAAAUAAUAUACUUAGGGUACCUAAUCACUAAUUUUAAGAAAAAUGAUUACUACUAUAAAUGUGAUAUUAGUUUUCAUACCUAACAAGUAUUUGGAAGAUAUAGGUUAGUCAGAAUAGAGGAUUUAGGUAGGUCUACCUAGAAUGGGAAGAACACAGGUUACGCAUUUUUAUCGCACUAGCUUUUACCAAAACGUAUUAAUUUCAUUUCUUUAUUACAAUAGCGUUAAAAAGAUUUUGUUUAAUUGUUGUGAGUACCUAUUCAGUGUUACUGUUGUGUUUAUUGUCUUUGUCCUAGCCACUAAGGUAUAGCGAUUGUAAUAUGUUAUAUGAUUAUUGUGUAUUAACGUAUAAGUGCUAGAGAAAUUUAUAAUUUAUGUUAAAAAGAGUAGCAAUCGUAAUAGAUCGAGUUUUAAUCAAUUAAUGUUAUAUAAAUGUAGCGUUCUAAUAUUGUGGCCGUGAACACAUCAUAUCUGUAACGUGAAGAAAUAAAUUAUAUCUUCCUUAAUCAGA
This is a messenger RNA of Photinus pyralis (common eastern firefly), 1698 nucleotides long. Its product is annotated as J domain-containing protein-like. Bases 245 to 763 code for a protein of 172 amino acids. Gene Ontology annotation, cellular component: cytoplasm. Lineage: Eukaryota; Metazoa; Arthropoda; Insecta; Coleoptera; Lampyridae. The transcript has 4 exons. The record is from RefSeq and is a predicted model, not a curated record.